Penicillium nucicola is the source of this 2532-nucleotide messenger RNA. RefSeq lists its product as uncharacterized. The annotation marks the transcript as partial. NCBI's taxonomy places the organism in Eukaryota, Fungi, Ascomycota, Eurotiomycetes, Eurotiales, Aspergillaceae. Gene Ontology annotation, cellular component: nucleus. The record is from RefSeq and is a predicted model, not a curated record. The transcript has 2 exons. Gene Ontology annotation, biological process: DNA-templated transcription; regulation of DNA-templated transcription. Gene Ontology annotation, molecular function: transcription cis-regulatory region binding; DNA-binding transcription factor activity, RNA polymerase II-specific; zinc ion binding.
AGCCCACUAUCGCGGGCCCCCAAAGUCCGACUCCAGGAUCCUGUUCAAGUGAACAUGUCAGAGACCUCCACACCACAGGGAGAACCAAGCACAUUGCAACCCCCCUCGGCGCAGCAGCUGAACCGCUCCUGUGAGUCAUGCCGCAGUCUUAAGGUUCGCUGUUUGCCUAGCCCGUCCACCCCUAAUCAGUGCCAGCGAUGUGCGAAGGGAAAACGGGCCUGUGUGUUUGUUCCCCCGCAGAGACGUCGGCCGCGUAAGCGGACGGACUCGCGUGUCGCACAGUUGGAAAAGGAGAUGCGGGUGAUGCGUUCACUGUUGAAGGGUCGGAUCCGAGAGGAGAGUGAGCCCGAGUCUGAGGGCAGUGAGGUUGAUGAGCGGGAAUUCGAGGACGGCGAGAUGAAGACGAUGCGGGAUCAUUCUGCGCAUUCGUCGGAUCAGUUCAUGGAGUAUUCGCCUGAGUUGAUGAGUUCUCAUCCUGGUGAUCGUGUGCUCUUUUCGGGUCCUCCUUCGUUUGCUGGGCUACCGCCCGGCGUUGAGAUGGAGGAGUCUGAGCCUGUGAAAGAUGUGAUCGAUAGGGGUAUUGUCUCGCUGGAGGAUGCCGAGCAGCUGGUGGCAUAUUUUGUCCAUGAGCUUGCUUCUUUCUUUCCGUUGGUCGUUUUGCCCCUGAGCACAACGGCUGCGCAACUGCGACAGACGAAGCCGGUUCUCUUUCUCUCCGUCAUCGCAGCGACGUCGAUAUCCGUCGACGCAGGACUGGCAGCGGUAUUAAAUCGCGAGAUGGUUCGGCUCUACUCCGAGAGAUUCUUCAUCGAAGGCGAGAAAUCACUAGAAUUAGUGCAAGCCCUGCUCCUUAUGAUCAUUUUUUACUUCCCACCAGCGUCGCCCCUGAAACUGCAAUUUUAUCAGUACACGCACAUCGCCUCGACGAUGGCACUUGAGAUCGGACUCGCCAACAAGCGUCGAGUGUCAAAGAAAUCCGAUCGGAAGGGCAGACACGAGCCUCACGAUGAGUUGCUGGCUGAACAGGCCAGAGCCGUUUUGGGCUGCUACCAUCUUGGUUCAACAGUAGCGAUGAAAACCCGUCGACAGAAUCUCCUUCAAUUCAACGACUGGAUGACAGAAUGUGUCAAACAUCUCGAACACUCUCCUCAUCGAACAGAUCAGCAUUUGGCUGUAUGGUUCGAGCUGCAACGUAUAACAGACGAAGCAAUGUCUUCGUUUGGUCUGGACGAUACCAGUGCCACCACACCCUUGACAGAGUCAAGAGUACAAGCCGUGUUGCGAUGGUUCGAUAAGCGAAUGGACACAUGGAAGAAGAAUACCCCUUCAGACAUGCUGACAGUCCCAAUGAUCCUCGAAUAUCGCUCCACAGCCCUAGCAAUGUACGAACUAGGCGUAGGCGAAGGCUACCGCGACCCAGACGCCAUAAAAAGACGUUACUUCACACUCCCAACCCUCGACGACGAACCCGAACACGACCCCGAAUCCUCAGACCCAGACCCAACGACCGCCCCAAUCGAACCAAAUGCCAGCCAACAAACCGGCGACACAAACAGCCUGAGCGCAAUCCGCAUCGAUAUAAACAUUAAAUGGAUGAACGCGGCACAGGAGAUGCUAGACACAGUUCUAGCAUGCAGCAUAGACACGAUGCGGAAAUUGCCCAAUUUGAUGUACACACGGCUAGCAACAGCCGUAACGGCCCUGCUAAAGAUUCAUUUCUCCGUGCGGACAGGAGCACUCGGCGAAGUCGUCACCCCGGAGACAGUGAACGUGGCAUAUUAUCUCGAAGCCAUCGCAGCGAAACUCGGCGAAGCAGGCGGCGGAGGGAAAUUCAAGAUUCCCAGCCGGUGGUACCAAGUCGUCGGCGUCAGAGGACGGGAUUGGUACGACCGACUAGAAAGACGGUAUAGCGGGUAUCCAUCCGGAGCAGGAGUUGGAGUUGGGGUUGGAGUGAUGAGCGUUAGUCCAUCGACAGGAACCGGAACCGGAACAGGGACAGCAGAGCAGAUGGGCAUAUCUGCACAAACACCCGGUCUUGGACCGUCUUCCCACCACAGUACCGGGACACCGUCUUCGCAUCAUUCCCACACCCAUCUGACCGUGAAUCCCAACCCCAAUCCCAAUUCCCAGCCAGGAAUGGAUCCAUACCCGAUCUCAGCGGCCGUCAGUCCAAUCCCUCGCCACGCCGGAAUAGAAGGCGGUUAUGUAGCAAUGGGCAGCGGGCCGCAUAUGUGGCCCGGACCGGGUCCUAGUCCGAUGGAUGCUCAGAAUCCAGGGCCACACUUCUUUCACUCUCUUCCGCCGGGAUAUCAGGCUCCGCCUGCACAUUCGCAUCCGGCUAUGCAGGCGCAGUUUGCGUACGAGGCUCAGCAGCGUAUGCAGCCUCCGGGACAUGUCCAGGCUCAUGGACAUGGACAUUCUCAGGCCCAAGGUCCACCUCAGGGUCCCCGGAUGCAUGGGACGGGUAUGGAGCUUGAUGGGUGGUUACCCGAUGGGAGUAUCUUCGGGAUGCCGCCUUUGCCUGAGUUUUGA